Adelges cooleyi (spruce gall adelgid) is the source of this 947-nucleotide messenger RNA. RefSeq lists its product as uncharacterized. Bases 114 to 770 code for a protein of 218 amino acids. NCBI's taxonomy places the organism in Eukaryota, Metazoa, Arthropoda, Insecta, Hemiptera, Adelgidae. The record is from RefSeq and is a predicted model, not a curated record. The transcript is spliced from 11 exons.
CAUAUAAGCCGACCGAUAAGACAAAAGAAAAUCACUUUAUCACAGAUAUUUUGAUAAGCUAAUAGAAUUCAAAUUUUUCUUCCAAAUUCUAUCGAUUGAAUUAUUAAAUUAAAAUGAAACUUCAAUUCAUUUUACUAUCGUUUGUUCUUGUAACCGUUUUGGCAACAAAUGAAUAUGAAUAUAAAAAACUGGUUUUCAUUACAAACUUACACAUCGGGGCAGCUUUUACACAAGACGAAGAAGGAUUGCGGACUGUAAUUAAAAAUAUUAUAAUUGGAUAUAGACCAAUGGGACAAAUUGCUAUGAUGUUGGCUGUGCCGGAAUUAGCAGAUCUUACCAAUAUACGACAGUCCAUGGACAACCAAAUUUUUUUGCAAGAAGACAUAUUGCGUGUCACGUCGAUUCCUGUGCCUCAAGUUGACCCAAACCGAGAUUUUAGCGGUUACUUAUUGUCAGAUAUUGGAGAAGCUAGAAGAGUUGUUAUUAAAGUAGCUACAAAACCUUUAAUGCUCGCUGCACUAAAUGGAGUUGAACCUGAUUUUUACGAUUUUGCCGCGUUAUGUCGUUUAAUAGGAAUAUACAAAGAUUUAAAAUGUUCAAAUUCUUUUAUAAUUACGGCUCGGGCUGACUCUUAUGGUAAUUGUACCUUAAAAAAUGAUGAAAAUAUUAAAAGCUAUUAUAGAAUCAUAGACAACCAAAUGUGGGAAGUAGAGUUCACUGAAUUCAAUGUAUCAACACGAUUACUAAUUGAAGAGAUUGGUGGUUGGUAAUUUAGAACAGCAAACGCAGCUAAAACAUACAAGAAAUUAUAUAGUACCAACUGUUUUUUUUUUAUAUACCAUUAAGAUUUAUAAUAUUGUACUGCACAAUUAUCCAAAUUAUAAAUUAUUUCAAUGCAUUUCAUAAUAAAAAGUUUUGCUCAUGAUUAUAAGCAUAUUUAGUGUUUA